CGCGCAGCCGCCCGCCCGCCGCGGCCCCGGGGCCCGUCUCACCCGCUCGCUCGGAGGCAGCAGCAACAGCAGCGGCGGCGGCCGCGGGCAGGGCUCGCACGCACUCAGGCGGGCGGCGGCAGGAGCAGCGGCCCGGACCCGGAGCGGCGGUGAAUAAAAGCUCUUCAAGUCUGCAAUAAAAAAUGGCCUCCAAUAAAACUACAUUGCAAAAGAUGGGAAAGAAACAGAAUGGCAAGAGUAAGAAAGUGGAAGAAGCCGAGCCUGAGGAGUUUGUGGUGGAGAAAGUGUUGGACCGGCGAGUGGUGAACGGGAAAGUGGAAUAUUUCUUAAAAUGGAAAGGAUUUACUGAUGCCGACAACACGUGGGAACCCGAGGAAAACUUGGAUUGUCCAGAGUUAAUUGAAGCAUUUCUAAAUUCCCAGAAGGCUGGUAAAGAAAAAGAUGGAGCCAAGAGGAAGUCUUUGUCUGACAGUGAGUCAGAUGACAGCAAGUCAAAGAAGAAGCGUGAGUCGGCCGACAAGCCACGGGGCUUUGCACGGGGCCUUGAUCCAGAGCGAAUCAUUGGUGCCACGGACAGCAGUGGAGAGCUGAUGUUUCUCAUGAAGUGGAAAGAUUCCGACGAGGCCGACUUGGUGCUGGCCAAAGAAGCCAACGUGAAAUGCCCUCAGAUAGUCAUCGCCUUUUACGAGGAGCGACUGACCUGGCACUCCUGUCCUGAAGACGAAGCGCAGUAACCGUUUGCAUCGCUUUUUUAGAAAUAUAUAUAUAUACACACACACAUAUAUAUAUAUUACCAAACCUGGAUAUUGAUUUCAUUGUUUGAUUUGUUAGCAGUGUGAGCGCCAUCUCCAUCUAAUGAGAACUCAGUUGGGUAGGUUUUAAAGUAGGUUUUUGUUUUUGUUUGGUUUGUUUUUCGUUUGGGCUGGUUUUUACUUUGCAGCAGCAGCACUGGUAACUGAACAAGUAAAUACAAGCUUUCUGCAUUUACUUAACAUUUAUCACAGAAGAGAGCAUUUGAUACUAUGGAAUUAUUAACUUCCUCCACAGUAGAGAAAAACUUUUAUAAAUACUGAUUAAUACCUUCUGUAGUCACUACUCUGAAUCCUAAGAAGUGUUUAGCCCCCAUGUAUGCCUAAGGUUAGCUGUCUAAGAAAUUGUUGUGUCCAGGUAGCAUUUCCCAUGAUGCUCAGAGUGGCAGAAAAUGUGCUGCCUUCCCUUCUCCAACCACUAGAACAGAAUGAUUGUGUAGGCGCGUCAAAGCCUUGCCGGGGUGUUCAUGGUAGUGUGCGCUCAGUGUCUGGGCCCUGUUAGGGUGGUGGUGAGCAUCUUCCCUGUGGGCGCAAAGGCAGCUCCAAGAACACGCAGAAGGGGACAGCUCCACAUUUGUUAUCCAAAAGGGAUCCUCUUCCCAAAGCCUGAGGUCCAGAUCUGGCUGGGCAAGACCCCCGUCUGCUGGGGCUCCCCACGGCCCAAUAUCUCCAACGGUGACGUUGCCCAAUGCUAGGUUAGAAACGUGUGUGGGGAAAUGUUGCCGACACUUGUUUGAACGUUUACCUGAAAUGUUGAAAUAGAACCGUUUUGGCCUUGAUUUUAAAAAAGGAAAGCUUGGACUUCCUGCUUCAGAAAGUAGGGGUGUCCCAUCUUAUUUUACUAACCAAAGGGUCCUUUCUCAAUCAUGUAGUAACAUCCCCGUCUGCUGGAACAUAAAUAUUCUGCCCAAAGGGCAGGCAUUUGGGGGGGGGGGUUGUGUUUUCCUAACUAUGGGCAUAAAUGGGGAAGCAGACUUACCCAUGUUAUGUAGUCUUCUAUACUCUUGAUGUGCAUGUUUUUCCUUUAUCCCAACCCAUCCCUUCACGUAGAACCAGCCUUUUGAGUAUUUGGGUCACUUGGCUCCGCGGGAGUCAGGCAAAAAAAAUAACUUUGUAGUCAUUGGAAUGUUAUACAACUGUAUAUUGUUUACUUUAUUGUAAAUACUGGUGAACAGUGGUCAAUAAAUAGUUUUAUAUUCUUCCUUUA
Phascolarctos cinereus (koala) is the source of this 2016-nucleotide messenger RNA. RefSeq names its product chromobox 3 (gene CBX3). The record is from RefSeq and is a predicted model, not a curated record. Gene Ontology annotation, cellular component: nucleus. NCBI's taxonomy places the organism in Eukaryota, Metazoa, Chordata, Mammalia, Diprotodontia, Phascolarctidae.